This is a messenger RNA of Meleagris gallopavo (turkey), 1076 nucleotides long. Lineage: Eukaryota; Metazoa; Chordata; Aves; Galliformes; Phasianidae. The record is from RefSeq and is a predicted model, not a curated record.
GUGACCAAUCCUCCCCUCCUCACCCCUCUCCGUUCUCCGCUCUCCUCUUCCCGCGGCGGCCGGAGUCCUCCAACAUCCCGACAGCCCCCGCGCGCGCCGCACUGCGCAUGCGCUGCGUCCACGCCCCCCCUCUCCUUCCCCCGAGACCGCGCAUGCGGGGUUCCCUCAAACAGCCGUAUCUUAAGACUGCGCAUGCGUCGAGCAGCUGCGCAUGCGCAAUGUCCGCGCGGGCUUGGCUCCGCUUUUGUGUGCGCAUGCGCCGCGGAGUUACGGGCGGGUUUCUCCUAUGUACGCAUGCGCAGUGCUGGAAAGGGCAGGAUCCGCUGAGACUGCGCAUGAGCACAUUUGGCAGCGACUGUUUCCCCAGUGCGCAUGCGCGUAAUCGGCUGCGCGGUGAAGCCGCACGUGGAGUUCAAAAGACGCCGUCGCCGUGGAAACAGCGCAUGCUCAUUGAUAUCCCCGGGGCGCGAUCUCCGUCCGCUCAUGCGCAGUACGUCGGCAUGGAGCCGGCGCAUGCGUAAAUCAGCCGGCGAGAGGGCGCCGUAGCGGACUGCGCGUGCGCCACGCAGCGCCGCGCGCUCUUUUUCCCCCCGCCACGCGCCUGUAUGACGUCAUCUCCCCGCGACAAAGAGUCUCGACAAAAUGGCGGCGCCCAGCGAGGAGGAUCCGGAGGCGGCGGAACGGGGCUGUGUGUCCCCCGCGGGGCCCCGGCGCGCCCGGCAGCUGCUUCAUAUGAGCGUUCUGUCUCAGAGCCCUUCCCCGUGCGGGCGGUAUUUGGCGGCGGGGAAUAACUACGGCGAAGUGGCGAUUUUCGGGCUGGCGGCCGCGCUGGGAGCCGGGGCAACUGAGGAGAGCAAAAAGCCGCUGUUCUGCUUCCGGGCACACCGAGGCCCAGUGUACGCCUUGGCUUGUGGGGAGAAGCAGCUGCUGAGCGCCAGCGAUGGGGAAAUCCGGGCUUGGAACUGGGCUGACCUGGCCAAGAAGGGCUGCAAAGAGGUGUGGACCAGGAGACCCCCGUGCAGGUGAGACCCCAAAGUGUGACCCCAAUUUGUGACCCCAAACGACCCCAAUUUGUG